UCAAAGCUUUUUUAUUUUUUUUGGCAACUCCAAAUGCAAUGGCUUCUUCUCCGGCUAAAUCAUUUGAUCUAACAAAGAGAGAGAGAUAAGUAGAAAAAGGAAAGUCAGAGAUGGCGAUGCCGCUGGGCAUGGCGAUGUAUCUGAUGAGAAUGGUUUGGUUAUCUCUGAGUGGUUGGGUCUUCACUUGCGUGGCUAUCGCUGACGAGAUUGCUGGUUCUCUAAGAAACGGAGAUAUUGGUCCUUUCCAUGUCGGUUGAUCCC
Messenger RNA from Camelina sativa (false flax), 261 nucleotides. RefSeq lists its product as uncharacterized. NCBI's taxonomy places the organism in Eukaryota, Viridiplantae, Streptophyta, Magnoliopsida, Brassicales, Brassicaceae. The record is from RefSeq and is a predicted model, not a curated record.